Messenger RNA from Melospiza georgiana, 3739 nucleotides. RefSeq names its product TNF receptor superfamily member 9 (gene TNFRSF9). Gene Ontology annotation, molecular function: cytokine binding; signaling receptor activity. The record is from RefSeq and is a predicted model, not a curated record. Gene Ontology annotation, biological process: regulation of cell population proliferation. The transcript has 7 exons. Gene Ontology annotation, cellular component: external side of plasma membrane. NCBI's taxonomy places the organism in Eukaryota, Metazoa, Chordata, Aves, Passeriformes, Passerellidae. Bases 1 to 825 code for a protein of 274 amino acids.
AUGGCUGCGGGCCGGGCGCUGCUGCCCGCGGCGCUGCUGGCGCUGGCGCUGAGCCCGGGAGCCGCGGCCGCGCUGCCGUGCGGCGCUCACUGCCCGGCGGGUACCUUCGUAAAGAGCGCCGACUGCGCACGGGGAGCGGGCGCGCCGUGCCAGCCCUGCCCGGCCGGCACCUUCUCCAGCGCGGCGGGAAGCGGCGGCUGCAGGAUGUGUCGGCGGUGCGAAGCACCGUUUCGGUAUUUGAAAAGUUGCUCCUCGACAAGUGACGCUGAAUGCACGUGCAAGGAAGGUUAUCGCUGCGGCAAUGAUCGCUGCACCUUCUGCACCCGAAGCUGUGGCGUGGGUCAGGAGAGCACCAGCAAAGGUUGCCAGCCUUGCCGCUAUGGAACCUUUAAUGAUCAGCCCAAUGGCUCCUGUAAAAACUGGACCAUGUGCACUGGAAACCAAAUCCUGGUGCCCGGAACUCCAGCAAAAGAUGUCAUUUGCAAACAUGCUUCAGUUAAUUCCACUUUAGUCACUACUCUACCUACAACAUCUCUUGACAUUCCAUUUUAUAUCACUGUGCCAGGGAAGGAUGUCCAGGCAGACACAAUCAGGAUUUCUCUUGCUGUGGCUGGGCUGUCGUGCUUAAUGUUCCUGCUGCCUUUGUGCAUCUGCUUCAGUGUCUGGCAGAAAAAGAAACUACAUGCUGUCUUCAAGAAAAUGCACACACCUGAACAGUCAGUUCAGGAAGAUGAUGCCUGCAGCUGCCACUUCCCUGAGGAAGAACAAGGUGAAUAUCAGAAUCCUGGCAAAUCCACAGAAUUGAGAGAUCUCCUGGUGAACUAGAAAUUGAAUUGUCCGAGUCAGCCACAUUUGAAUUUUCUUUUGGAGCACAGAACAAGAAUCUGUUUAUGUAAAUAGAGUAAGUGCCAGCACCUGAGUGUUAGGGUAGUAAAUAGCCUAGCCACUGGGGAAAAGGUAUUCUUUUAAUAUUUCUUUAAAAAAGUAAUAAAAAACCCUCAAAACAGUUUGCUGAUUUUCUUCCUCUAUGAGUAAGGACAUUUCUGAGAAGUGGUUCUUGAUUUACAUGUAGAAAGAAAUACUGCAUUUAAAAGCUCUAACAGAAGUGCAAAAUAGUUUUCUGGUCCAUCAUCAAUGUUAUCUGAGCCAUAAUUUACAUGCAUUCCAAAAGGAUCUGAAGCUAAAAAGGAGAUCACAUUGUGGAGUCACUGGUGACACUCAUGAUCUCUUAAUAUCAGCCAUCCUCUUGAGUCUGGAGUCAAAGAUCCUCCCAAAGUCUGGCUCAAACCCAGCAGUCCUGGGCUUUGUGUGCAAAUACAGAUGGAGCUCAUUUGAUCCUGUCAGCCCUGGAAACAGAUCCCUCACCCCUGCCAUGUCCUUACAUGCAGGGAAAAGAAGCCAUGAAAAUGUUGAGCUGCAAAGGCUCCACAGCAGCAUCUGCUGUUGUGUUGGCUGGAGGGAGGCAGUGGAAACACUGAGAGAAGCUGUGGUUGACUUGAACUUAGAAGUAGCUGUAACUUUGCAGCUGGACUGCACCACCCUCAGCCCUACAUCAUUCAGCUUUGAUCUUCUGGGUGACGUAAACUUGAUGUACAUUGCAGCUGUAAGUGUGAUAUCUUUGUGGUACUAUUUUUGGAACUGAGGUUGGAAAGGUUUUAACAUCAGACACUGUAUCUGUCUCUCUGAUCAAAUAUCUGUUAACUUUGGUCGUAAGAAAAAAGAAAUUACAUGUUUGAGUCAGGACAUUCGCAGCACCAUUUUUAACCAUUCACAAACCUCACAUAUUUUAUUAUUCAGUAAAUGUUACUCAAAAAAUAGAAUGAAAACCCACCAGUAUGUGGGUUAAAGGUGAUUUUCCCCUCUCUGAUUUCAAUGCAAAAGAAAAGUAUUUUGCAUUUGAACAAUGACAAGCCAUCUCUUCAUUCAGCAGGUUACAACAGCAGAUUCUUUUCACCAAGCCACACUUACACAUUUUGAUACAUUUAUGUACAAGUAAAUAUAAAAUAGUAAGUUUUAUAUAGUGAGAAAAUAAGUGCCAUAAAAAGCCUGAAUUGUGAAGUUCUUAUUUUUAUCCCUAGCUCAAGUCUUCUCUCUGUUGGUACUUGCAACCAUUACAUCAAAAUUGCAAACUUGAAGGCAUGAACAGGACACAUGAAAAGCCACCAAACUAUUUAUAAAGCUAUUUAUAAAUCAGAGAGUGACCUUUGCAUCAUUGACUAUAUCUUAGAACAAGAUAGAAAGAAUAUUUCUGCCUGUCAUUAAUUUAUAGCCCAAACAUAAGGUAGAGAAUUAAUGUACACACCCUGUAACUCAAAACAUCUGAUGUUUUCUCCUUGGAAAAAGAGAUAAUAACUGGAAUUUUACAUGUUGCUGGCAAAUUCUGCAUAUAUUUUGAAAUAUAUUUUGAAAUGCUUCAAACAAAGUGCAAACCCCUUAUUCUUCUUGUCCAUUCACCUGAAGCAGAAAUCUGUUUAGUGACCACUGAGUACACAUUUCCACCAAAACUGGAGUUCUGGACUGUUUCAGGGAAUAGCCAUUCACAAAAGAAAGUAUAUUCUGAAUAAAAUGUUAGAAACAACCUUCCUUUCAAUCAAAGAAAUAUGUGGAUAAUCUUACCUGUGACUUCUGUUAUUUGAGAGCACCGAGGCCUGAAUUAAUGAUGAACAGACUUUGCUGGCACACACAUCUGUUGUCCAAUGUGUGCAGGUGAUACAGCUCCGUGUCACAGCAAUGCACUGUCCCCAGCCAGCUCUGGUGACCUCAGCUCCUCUGCUGCCUCCCCCUCCCACUGUCCCUGGGCUGACACUGAGGGGAUGGAGGGACAGCUCUGAGCCAGCAGGGCCAGGUCAGGCACCACGUCAGCACCAGCAGGGACAAUUCUUCCCCCUCCAAGAGUGGAGAAAUGGCAGCAAAAGCAUUUGCAGAAAAACCAAGCUCAGUGAAGUGGCUACACAGCUCUGAUUUGAACAAUGGAGCUCUGGGGGUUAUUUGUCUCUGGUUUUUGUUGUUUUCAGGCUGGGGGAGCUCUCCUCCCCACAUGGCCUGUUUCCCAAAUAUUACAUGGAGCAGGUCAGGACAAAGGCAGGAUCAACAGGAAGCAUCUGCCAGCAUGGUUUUUUUGUUCUCUAUAGUGAAAACCCCUUUGUGGGUAAAACACCUUCUCUUUUGUAUAUUUUUGCUAUUAAUACAGCUGUUGUUAUUGUGUGUGUCAUUCCACUGCUUUCUGGGCUAGGAAAUUGCUGUUUCAAACCAUAAUCUCUCCUUUGCUGUCUCUCCUUCACUGGAAGGGGUAGAGGAAAGAAGAAUGGCUUAUUUGGAGUUUAGCUCCUUCCAAGCUCCAGGAGUCUGAAGCCUUUCAGGACUUAAAAGGAAGUCAUAAAGAAGAGGGAGGGGAACUUUGUACACUGACAGGACGAAGGAGAAUGGUUUUAAACUAGAAGAAAUUUCAAUUAGGUGUUAAGAAAGAAAGAAAUUCUUUACUUAGAAGAGUGGUGAGACCCUGAGAGAGUUUGCCCAGAGAAGCUGGGUUUGCCCCAUCCCUGGAAUUGCUCAAGGUUAGACAGGACAUGGAACAUCCUGAUCUAUUGGUAAGAUCCCUGCCCAUGGCAGGGGAGUAGAACCAGAUGAUCUUUAAGGUCCCUUCCAGCCCAAAUAAUAUUUUAAUUCUAUGGUAACUCUGAGUUUUAAGUGUUCUCUGCUUUCUGUGCAUGUCUCUUUUUUGACAGUCAUUUAAUUUAUU